UUAUGGAGCGUGCAUACUUGCGCCUUACCAGCGCUUACGCGAUCGAAAAGUGUGCGUGCGUUGCGGCCGCUCGUACCAAGGCCGCAACAUCGAACCGCCUCUUUUUCGGGCCCGACGGACGUGUAACAUGAUUUUCCACGAUUUUCCCAUUCGACGCCGUUCCAUUCGAUCGGCUCGCCAGAAAAUUCAGGCAUCAAGGAGUAAAGAGAAUUUCAGGGAAAUUUUUCUUCCCGAGUAACAGAACGAAGGGCUAUGAUUUCAUCAAGUGUUUUCUAUCUAGGCGAUUGGUCCGGCAACGCCAUACGCUCCGACACUGCAAGGCCGACCGCGAUGUUUCCUCAUCGGCCAGCGACGCCACGAUAAUGAUCCAUGGAUCCACAGCCUAGAUCGCCAUAUUCCAGACGCUCAGUCACGUCACGAACGCGAUUGCGCGCGUGUGUUACUCGAUUAGCUGCUCCACCGAUCGAAACGGCUGGAGAGAGGAUUCCUGUUUGGUCCUUUUUUUUUACGAAGCUUCCUCUUUUAAGGCUGGCGACAACUUUAUGUAGCAGUCGAACGGUGUUUACGCGGUAUCAAAGAGAUAUCAUCGCUUCCUUCUCGACAUGAGUAACGAAAGUAACAAAGGGCCGCCGAGCGCCAUAACAUUCGGCUUCUCAAUACUGACGCAUUUUCUACUCGUGGCUCCGGUGAUCUAUAUCUUGGUAAUUGCCUUUGGGAAUUACAAUUUCUUCUCUUGGCAUCCGAUUUGUAUGUCUGUUGGGGUCGGUCUUCUAAUCACAGAGGCUGUCUUCAGCGUCUCCGGUGAAGCAUACAUCGCUUGGAAGCUACCCAGGCGUAACAGAGUGACAAUACAUUGGAUUCUACACACAAUUGGCCUGACCCUAAUCGGGAUCGGUUUUAUUAUCAUCAUUGUUAACAAAGUCAACUAUAAUAGAUCCCAUUUUGCAACAACUCACUCGCAACUGGGCUUAACAACGAUUAUAUUAUCCUUCCUGACCGCUACUUUCGGAGUCCUGGCGAACAACACUGUCUGGAUAUAUCCACGUAUAAGGCCGGUGCUCAUCAAGGUUGCUCACGCUUGCAGUGGCAUCAGCAUAACCAUUCUUUUAUUGGCUACCCUCAUCACAGGAAUUUACACCCAUUGGUGGUUUAACUCCGGUGGUACCAGCACCGGAAGAGACUUGACGUUCGCGUCGCUGUUCUUUGCGGGCUUCUUCAUACUCUUGAAACCGAUACUCGGCACCGUUUCGAGGUGCAGAGUCGUAUUUGGACCACCUUCGAGCGAUUCGUAAGGCCUCUCGACAAAGUCUGACAGAGAUCUAAAAGAAGAUUUAAUGACAUCGAAACGCGAACGAAAGACGUACGAAAGUUGCAAUCCAGAAGUAAAAUGCUUACUCAAUCGAUUAGUGAAAAUUAAAUUGCCUUCGAAAUUAUUAAACUGAUUAAGUUUUGCUUGAAGGACUAACGGUUAUGAAGUUUAGUUUCGGCGAAUGACUUAAUUAUUCUCGACGCAGUUCUUGUAAAAUAUUCAACGGAACGGUGAAAAGCCAAAGAUUGUAGAAUUAAUCCCAGUUAUUUGAAUGUUAUACCUUGUCGGUCCCUUCAGGGAUGUUGUUUGUAUGAAUUGAAGAAGGAGGUGUCGUAUUAGAAAUCAAUUGAAAGCCAAUGGAGAUCUAAUGGCUAUGUAUAUCAACACUUUAUUGAUGACACACAACAUAUGUUUAUUGCUCAUCACAAAUUUACACAUAUGCGCACGCAUGCAUAUGUAAGUAUGUUUGUGGAUGUGUUUGUAACAUAUAUAUAUAUAUUUUUUUAUAACCCAAUGUACAUAUAUAAUAACACAACAUAUUUAUUUGAUAUUUUUCAAUAUCUUUAUACCCCUAUAGCACAAAAGUUGCAGCAAUAUUGCAGCGUUAUUGCAGCGAUAUUGCUGCAAAUUCUGUACUGUAUGGAUACAUAAUAUAUAUAUAACUCACAUAUAUAUUAACACGCAAUCAUUAUUCUAAACUAUUGUUAAUAACUUUCAUCUUUUGAGAGAACCCAAUUCUCUCUAUUUUUUUUUAAUUUUAAACAGACUACUUAAAUUAUGAAGCAAUACGUCAACAUAUGCAUAUGUUCUUUGUAAUCUAUU
This is a messenger RNA of Acromyrmex echinatior (Panamanian leafcutter ant), 2131 nucleotides long. RefSeq names its product transmembrane reductase CYB561D2. The record is from RefSeq and is a predicted model, not a curated record. Lineage: Eukaryota; Metazoa; Arthropoda; Insecta; Hymenoptera; Formicidae. Gene Ontology annotation, molecular function: transmembrane monodehydroascorbate reductase activity.